AAGAAAACAAGUAGUACUCGGAAGACAACGCAAGAAUGGCACCGAACCGUCGUCUCCUCCUCGUCGCCGCCGGCGUCCUCCUCUCCGCGCUGGCCGUCGCCGCCGCCGACCGGGAGGGCGGCGAGUGCCGGGCGGGGGAGGCGUUCCCGCACAACCCGCUCUCCGGCUGCCGCGGCUACGUGAUCAGCCGCGCGUGCCCGGGCCACGGGCCGCGGCGGCCGAUGAUGGCGAAGGCGCGGUGCUGCCGCGAGCUGGCCGCCGUCCCGCCGCGCUGCCGGUGCGAGGCGCUGCGCCUGUUCAUGGACGCCGUGCGCGCGGGGGAGGAUCAUCAUCAGGCCGAGGGCGGCGGCGGCCUGCGCGCGUGCCCGGCGGAGGCGCAGAGGGCCGUCGCCGCGACGCUCAUGGCGGCGGAGGAGUGCGACCUGCGCGACGGCGACUCCGGCGCCGGCGAGCCGGCGGGGCAGUGCGACUGGCUCGUCGACGUGCUCAAGCACUGA
Messenger RNA from Oryza brachyantha (malo sina), 497 nucleotides. RefSeq names its product alpha-amylase/trypsin inhibitor-like. Gene Ontology annotation, molecular function: serine-type endopeptidase inhibitor activity. The record is from RefSeq and is a predicted model, not a curated record. Lineage: Eukaryota; Viridiplantae; Streptophyta; Magnoliopsida; Poales; Poaceae. The coding region runs from base 36 to 497 and encodes 153 amino acids. The transcript has a single exon.